UAAACAAAUUUUAAAAAACUGUUUUUAAAAUUUGGAAUUGGGGAAAGUGUGAACCUAGGAAACCCGAUAUUAGCUAAAACAUACAAAAAUAGAUCGGUCCUAAUAUAAAUCAAACUUAUGAUACUACAAUGCAACAAUGGAGCAGUACUACAAAUAAUAACAAGCCCGACUUACUAAGCCUGCCCGACGAUGUUCUCAUUAUUAUUCUGAGUAAUCUCGACCUAAAGACGCAGCUACAACUGAAACACUUGCAUUUCCGGUUUAAAAGAUUAAUGCCGCAUGUCUGGCGUGCUCAUAACAAGUCUGCACAUAUAUCCUUGAUUGAAAUGCACCUGAGCAAUAAGGAUCUGCGUUUCUUCCUGGAAAGUACACAACAAACCCUUAGUACACUACGGUUUAAAAUGAAUAAAAGAUCAAAUUUCGAACUGCUUACUAGCUAUAGUUUUCCAAAUCUUAAGGAUUUUCGCUUCUCAACGCAUUCGUUUACGUUGAAUGAUGCGGAUUUGUCAAAAAUGUUCAAGACUUUUCCAAAUCUGACAACUUUUAGCCCACAUGGAAAGUUCACUGGCAAACACUUUGAAGAAUUUCAAUGUCUCGAGCACCUCACGGUCUCCUACUGCAGCAAAUUUGAAGUCACUAACUUGAUACAGAUCCUGAAAACCAGAAAAAUAAAAUCCCUCAAGCUGGGAAUCUUCGAAGCUGACCAGAUAUCGAAUACACAACUGCCCUGGGAAGGGAUUCGAAAUCUAGAGUUUCUGCAGUGCUACCGCGAGGAAAUGAUGAUGUGGUUUCUAUCGAAACUGGAACAUCUCACGCACUUGAAGAAGAUAUUUAUUUGUGGUCUCCUAAGGUCCGGCGAUCUGAGACAGAUGCUGAUAUCUGCAAAGAGAAGCUCCAUUAAUAUGAUCGAGUUAAACAAGAGUAUCUCCAUUGCUGAUGAGACUCGCGGCCUAAAUGUGGCUAUUAAGACCCUGAAGGUGGCAAAGUAUGGCAUGCAUGCGUGUGAGCAUCUUCGCAUUAAUACCAACGAAUUGUAUAUACAAAAUUCGGUUUGUGUAAGCGGACAUGAGUUUGAGACCCUAAUACAAAACCUUAAAACGCAACAGAUCCUCGGUUUAUCCCACUGCACUUUUGUGUUCGAGGACUUUAGAUUUGAUGCACAGAAAUUGGGGGAAAACCGUACCACAACACUUAAUGUUUAUGUGGAUCAAAACGUGUAUCGCAGCCAUCCUGCAGAGGAUGCCAUCCCCAUGACGUGGAUAGUGCACGGGGAACAUAAGUUUUUCAAGCUGCACAUGGAGCAUCCAAAAAUCACUUUCAACUCCGAUCCACUUUCGAUAUACUUUGAUUAAGUUUGAAUGCCAAUGAGCUGGUUUAAUUCCGGCCGAUCUCAAUGAAUUCGUAGUAGGAGAUUGGUUUGUGAUAUUGAAAAUAAUCUUAACCUAAUUGCGAAUCCUUAGAGGCUUCCAGGAGUUCUCUAAUGCAAGCCGACCAAGAAGCUGCAAAGGAUUGGGUGCAGUUUAAGUUACAAAAUAAAGGCUUAGUUUAUUUGAGACCGUGAA
Molecule: messenger RNA, 1562 nt
Organism: Drosophila yakuba
Lineage: Eukaryota; Metazoa; Arthropoda; Insecta; Diptera; Drosophilidae
Exons: 2
Coding region: 129-1352 (407 amino acids)
Molecular function (GO): protein binding
Source: RefSeq, a predicted model, not a curated record